Messenger RNA from Fundulus heteroclitus (mummichog), 3469 nucleotides. RefSeq lists its product as uncharacterized. NCBI's taxonomy places the organism in Eukaryota, Metazoa, Chordata, Actinopteri, Cyprinodontiformes, Fundulidae. The coding region runs from base 216 to 3104 and encodes 962 amino acids. The record is from RefSeq and is a predicted model, not a curated record. Gene Ontology annotation, molecular function: GTP binding. The transcript has 8 exons.
ACACUCAUUGGUGUUUGUGUGCGGUUAAAGCUGGGAGUGGUGAGAUGGGUAAACUCGCCGACAGAGCGCACCUCACCUGAGCUGGCACCUUUCAGGUAAUCGGCUGGGAAGCGAGGACGGCUGAAGCUGACUGGAUGGGAAUCCUUCGCUAGGAACCACUAAAGAAAGUGAGACCUUCGUAUGAGUUCUGCUUUGUAGACGUCAAAUACACCAGCAUGAGUGAACACUUGCGUGAAGGCCUCAGUGGGUCCUCAUCCUCAGACCUACGGCUCCUUCUCUUGGGGAACAUCGGGUGCGGGAAGACGUCGUCGGCGGACACCAUCCUGGGUCAGCUGUCUGCCGUCUCUCCCAGCUCCUCCAGGAGUUGCGCACUGCGCGAGGGCUUCGCCGAGGGCAGGCGCGUGACCCUCGUGGAGGCGCCGAGAUGGUACUGGGAUGGUACCAAGAUGAUAGACGGCGUCAGAAAGGAGACGGAGCGGGCCAUGACCCUGCUGGCACCGGGCCCGCAUGCUGUUCUGCUGCUCGUGCCCGUGUGCCAGUUCACGGAGAUGGAGGGUCGAGUGCCUGCAGAGCUGGAGAAGUUGUUUGGAACGGAGGUGCUGGAUCAUACCCUGGUGCUAUUGACAUGUGGAGACUACUUGAUGAGACAAACAGUGGAGGAGUACCUGCAGACCGAACACUCAGGCCUGAGGGAGGUCAUCGAUCGCUGCGGGGGGAGGUACCACGUCUUUAACAACCGCCAGCGGCGGGACAAGGAGCAGGUUCAGGAGCUGCUGGAGAAGGUGGAUCACAUGGUGCAGAGAAACGGGGUAUACUGCAAGAAAACACCAGAGGACGAAGAGCUGGAGAGACGGGUGCUAGAGCGAAAGCGAGAGCUGAUGGAGAGCUUCAGAGCUCAGAAGGAGGAGAAACCAAAGCCAGUGGUGGUGAAGAGCAUCCCAAACACAGACAUCGCCGACAGAGGAGGGUUCAUCAGCACUUCAGAGAGAAGAAGAGAGUACAAGGACGAUAUAGAUGGAAUGGUGGCUGAGGCUCGAGUUUCUAACGGGCUUUAUUCAACUCCAGCACCUGAGCAGCCCUCACAUUCAGAGCCACGGGACGACAGGCAGUUAACCAGGACACCCAGUUUCAGACUGAAUGAAGAUGGAGCCAUCCUCUCAAAGAUUUCUGAGACUCAAUCAAAGCCUAAACUGAUCUCCACUUUUCAUCACAGAAUCAACAGCUUUGAGGAAACUUCCCCUGAGCCGUCGCCCGUCCCAUUCACCUCCUCAACAAACAUGAAGCAGUCCUAUUCACCUCCUCAUUCGCCCGUCUUCUCCUCGCCCCAACACGCCAUUCAAACCUUCACCGCCUCGCCUUCGUCGGUAUCCCAGUCCUCCUCGCCCCUUGCAUCCCCGUCUCCGCCGUCCUCCCCCCCUGAGCUUCGUCUGGUCUUGAUUGGUCGAUCCGGGGGAGGGAAGAGCGCUGCUGGCAACUGCAUCCUGGGACAGGAGGUGUUUGAGUCCCAUUCCGAGAGCUUCACAGCCGUCACUCAGAAGUGUGACAAAAAGAAGGCAAUGGUGGAAGGAAGAAGGGUGUCGGUGGUGGACACGCCGGAUUGGUUCAACUCGGAGCAGACUCCGGAUGAAGUGCGGGCUCAGAUCUCUUCGUGCGUCGCGCUGUCCAGUCCCGGCCCUCACGCCUUCCUCCUGUGCGUCCCGCUAGACCAGCCGGCGAAGACCGAACUGCAGGCCCUCAGAGCACUCGGGACGGUUUUUGGCCCCGAGGCGGUCCAGAAGCACACCGUGGUCCUCUUUACGUAUGUGGAUCGGCUGAGGGCCAGCGGGAAAGCAGAAGGCAAGAGCGCCGAGGAAUACAUCGCCAGCCAAAGAGGGGAUUUGGUAGAGCUGGUGGAAAAAUGCAGAGACAGGUUUCACGUGUUGGAGAAGGGAGGAGGGAGGAGGCAGAAGCAGAAUGUGGCAGAGCUGCUAGACAAGGUGGAGCAGACGGUGAAGGAAGCUGGAGGACAGUGUUAUUCUAGUCCGGCCUUUCAGGAGGCGGAGGACAGAGUGAGGCAGAGACAGCUGGAGAUAGCAAGGGAACGGAAGGGCGUACAGCCUGCGCUAGCAGCAGCGGACGCUGGGCGGCUCAGCACCAUGAGGCAGCCUCUGGAGCAAAUAAACGAAGAGAUGACAGAGGAUGAGAUUAAGGACACAAGGGAUGAGGCAGAGAGGAGCGUAAGCAACACAAGUAUAGAGAGCCUUCCGCCUGUUACUCUUUCCUCUGUGUCGCCCUCACUUCUCAGUUCUAUGAUGGAGAGGAUGGAGUCCAGUGCCAAGAUGUUACCCAAGCUGUUGGCGACCAGCUCGGCGUGGGUAGGCGAGGGCGCAAAGCAGUUGAAGAGUAGUCCGGUGUGGGGAAAAGUUGGCAGCGGCGCCCAGAAUGUCCAAAAGAUGGUUGCGGACAGCGGCGUGUGGGAAAAGGUGGGAGCCACCGCGGGGCAAGUGUCCCAAGCUGUGGGGAAAAGGGUUCCCCAAAAGGUUGUGGACGGCUCUGCGUGGGUGGGAUCUGGCGCAAAAGCGGUGACGGCAAGUCCGAUGUGGGAAAAAGUGGGUUCAGGGGCCAAGCUGAUGGCCGACAGCUCGAAGCGCGUCGGAGCUGGGAUCGGAACCGGAGCGAAGAAUCUGGCCAGCAGCCCCGUGUGGGGGAAGGUGGGGGAAAGGGCCAUAACUGGAGCUAAACUGAUGGCAGAUGGUUCUGUGAAGGUGGGAGCCGGGAUCGGUGCUGGUGCAAAGAAAAUGGCACAGAGUCCCGUGUGGGGGAAGAUGGGUUCCGGAGUAAAGGCGGGGGCCAAAAGGGUGUCUGAGAGCUCAGUGUGGGAAAAAAUGGGGAAUGCUGCCAAACAGGUGCCGAAGACGGUCAUCCUGGGUGCGGUUCUGGGUCUGGUGCUCGGUGUGAUUUUGGCAGGUCUGAUUGGUGGGGCUGUUGGGACAGCUGCAGGAUCCGCUGUCAGUGAGGUGGCCCGGCGAAAAUUCAGCAAGAAAAACACAUUGGAUGGAACAGGAAGCUCUGAGAUAUCAGUGAACAACAGCAUUGAUGGCAGGAAACUCAUGAAAACAGAGUAAAGGACUAAAAUGGAUCAGUCAUGCCAAAUUUAAAACCAAUAUAAAACACUUUUUUCUGUUGCGAUCAUACUAUCACUAACUAAAUAUUGUGUCAUCAAUACUUUUUGACACCAGUACUUUUCCCCCCAUUUUUAUUUGUUUUCAGAUAAUGGAUUGUUCAAGUUUAUCCCACUUUUUGUACAUAGAAAAACAUGAUCAUUUAGGAGGAGUUUUGUUCAUGAAAAUAAAAAUUGACACAUCUAUAUAGAAUGAGGUUUACUUAAAAGGAAUUGCUGUUGCAAAUGAAUAUUUGUGUGAUUCUCAUAUCAACAUUAAUGGUACAUUUUGUCAAUUUUUGGGACUGAAAUAAAAAUCUUCUAUUUACA